This is a messenger RNA of Penicillium daleae, 225 nucleotides long. RefSeq lists its product as uncharacterized. The transcript has 2 exons. The record is from RefSeq and is a predicted model, not a curated record. The coding region runs from base 1 to 225 and encodes 74 amino acids. Lineage: Eukaryota; Fungi; Ascomycota; Eurotiomycetes; Eurotiales; Aspergillaceae.
AUGGCCGACGACUACGUUACGAAGGACCAGGGCAUCCCCGUCCAGGACGACAUCCAAGACGUCGAGGAUCCCGUUGAUGAGGGCAUGGCUGACUCUGAUCAGCAGCUUGCCAACGAUGAAAAGGAGGCUAUCGACCGCUCCAACAUCAUCAAUGAGCGCACUCGUCACGCAAAGCCCCAGACAGACAAUGGAUACAACGAGGGUUCGGAGGAUAAUCUUCCUUAA